UGUUCAAAUGGGGCUAAAAGUGCGGGCGGUCUUCUUUGACCUGGACAACACGCUCAUCGACACAGCCGGGGCCAGUAGAAAAGGCAUGUUUGAGGUAAAAAAGCUCUUACAGUCAAAAUACCAUUACAAAGAAGAGGCUGAAAUAAUCUGUGACAGAGUUCAAGUUAAACUCAGCAAGGAAUGUUUUCAUCCUUCCAAUACAUGCAUUACUGAUCUAAGGAUUUCACACUGGGAAGAAGCAAUUCAGGAAGCAAAGGGUGGUGCAGCCAAUAGGAAAUUGGCUGAAGAAUGUUAUUUUCUGUGGAAAUCUACACGUUUACAGCAUAUGACACUAACAGAAGAUGUCAAAGUAAUGCUUACAGAACUUCGUAAAGAGGUCUGCCUACUUUUAUUAACAAAUGGAGACAGACAGACCCAGAGGGAGAAGAUCCAGGCUUGUGCCUGUCAGUCCUAUUUUGAUGCUCUUGUCAUAGGUGGAGAACAGAAAGAAGAAAAACCAGCACCUUCCAUAUUUUAUUACUGCUGCAAUCUCCUUGGAGUACAGCCUGGGGAGUGUGUGAUGGUUGGUGACACACUAGAAACCGAUAUACAAGGAGGCCUCAAUGCAGGACUGAAAGCAACAGUCUGGCUAAAUAAAAACGGAAUAGUGCCACUGAAGUCAUCACCCGUGCCACAUUAUGUAGUUUCUUCUGUGCUAGAGUUACCUGCUCUCUUACAAAGUAUAAAGUGCAAAGUCAGUAUGUCAGCUUAAAACAAAAAAGGGCAUGGUUAUGUAUUUUAUAGGAUUUGAACUAAGAAAAGUUAAGGCAUUCCAAAUUAUAUGAUCUAGUUCUAAGACUAAUUUUAUUUAUUAUUUAAUAGCCAAUCAACAAUUAACUAGUAUUUAUAUCUGGAAAUCUAGAAUAAAUUAAUACAAGUUACUUUUAGUAGUAUAAUAGAAAAAACUUGAAGAAAUAUAUUAUAUGCUAAUCUGUGACUUGAGAUUUUUUAAAAAAUUGUUUUAUUAAUCUUUUAGCAUCUGGAAUCCAAGGAGGUACCAAGCAGAAUAACUUAUGCAUAGAUACACAAAUACAGGUUUUAUGUACUGACUUAAAAAUAGAUAUUUUUAAAAAAAUAGACAUCUAAAACAUGUAAUAGAGUUUUACCAGAGUAACUGUAUCUGGUUAAUAUGAAAUAAGUACUAAGUCACAUGUUAAUCAAGGCAUU
Molecule: messenger RNA, 1206 nt
Organism: Molossus molossus (Pallas's mastiff bat)
Lineage: Eukaryota; Metazoa; Chordata; Mammalia; Chiroptera; Molossidae
Gene: NANP
Product: N-acetylneuraminic acid phosphatase
Exons: 2
Coding region: 8-751 (247 amino acids)
Molecular function (GO): hydrolase activity
Source: RefSeq, a predicted model, not a curated record